GUCCCCACUCAAUGCCAAACUCCGUUCCGCGAUUGCCGUAGUUGCGACCGUUUCAUUGCUCGAAGAGGCUUUGAACCGGCGUGUGACCACUUUCUGUAAUUGACAGAAAAUAUUUAAUUUCUAUCAACUACAUUAUGAUACCCACACAAUCCACAGAAAGCUUACGGUGUCGAUUCUGGGGAACUACACGUUGAUCGUGCCGGGACGUGUCACCUUGAAUUCUGCCUGCCUGGAAUGGUUGGUCAUCGGUCGCGGCUAACAUAAAGCUAACCAGCGUUUCUGGUAAACCCCCGCCACACAGUUAUUGCAGCUGGCCGUGGUCGGAUGUGGGUUGGUUUUAACGUUUACCUAUGUCUAAGGAUUUUCUAUUAGGUUUUGUGUCUUUUUUACGCGGAGUUUUAAAAUGGGAGUAGUACUGCGGAACCUCCAAAAGGUGGUGCCUAUUCGCCGGGCCAGACUGCGCAAGGAUGUUAACACACUGAGACACAUACUGGGCAUCCAGAAAUUUGAUUUGGGCAUCAUUUGCGUGGAUAACUUCAAGAUUCAGCAAAUUAAUAGCAUCUAUAGAAAGAAAAAUAUGCCGACGGAUGUCCUCUCAUUUCCGUUUUACGAGGACCUAAGGCCUGGUAAGCUGCCUUGCCCUCUCCACAGGGAUGAGCUGAACCUUGGGGACAUUUUCUUGGGGGUCGAGUUUGUGAUGAAGCAGUGUCAGGAGGAAUCCCUAGAUCUGCAUGGUGCUCUUACUGUUGUAACUGCACACGGUAUCUGUCACCUGUUGGGCUACAGGCAUGAGACAGAGGAAGAGUGGACUGAGAUGCAGCAGAGGGAAAACUACAUUCUAAGUGAGUACAACAGACUCACAGGGCGUCAUCUGGAGCCACUAAUGAAGAGAUGCAGUCAAGAUAGGUGACAGUGACUGUGACCUGCUACUUUUACAGUUAAACACUGCACUGGGUGCACUAUGGUGCUUGAUAUUGCUUGUACACUGUCCUGUAACCAGAAGGACUGUUUUAUUUACUGUCCUGCCAUGGAUGUCCUCUCAUUUCCAUUUAAGGACACAGAUUGCUGUCAAAUUCACAACCAAUGUUUGCAACUACUAUUUUAUGAAGGACUUCAGACAUGCAGCUACUGAUUCUGUGGACGGUGGACAUCCUGAAACACUGGAUUCGAGUGUUAUAACAAAAGUUUUCAACAUCAAAUUAAAAAGUCUGUGCACUUUCACUGUAAUAUUUUAUUAAAAUCUGCUUUAGGAAGA
Molecule: messenger RNA, 1255 nt
Organism: Toxotes jaculatrix (banded archerfish)
Lineage: Eukaryota; Metazoa; Chordata; Actinopteri; Toxotidae
Gene: ybey
Product: ybeY metalloendoribonuclease
Exons: 4
Coding region: 404-910 (168 amino acids)
Biological process (GO): rRNA processing
Molecular function (GO): metalloendopeptidase activity
Source: RefSeq, a predicted model, not a curated record